GCCCCCUUUGGUAGGCGAAUGGGGGUGGCGGCGGCGGUGGGGAGCAACGGUCGUUGCCUCUGCAGUUGGCUGCGACGCACCGUCAUGCAGGUCGCCUCAGGUUCUCCUGCCAGCGAGGCCCUUCGGUGGCUGGGGACGUUCCGCUUUGACAACCGGGCCCUACGGGCUCUGCCGGUGGACCCUAGCGAGGAGAACGUGCCUCGGGCCGUGCGGGGCGCCUGCUUUUCCCGUGUGCGGCCUAGCCCCGUCCAGAAUUCGCGACUGGUCGCAGUGUCGCUGCCGGGGCUGGCGCUGCUGGGCGUGCGGGAGCCGCGCACGCCGCAGGAGGCGGCCGAGCUGGAGGCCGAGGCCGAGCUCUACUUCAGCGGCAACCGGACGCUGCCUGGCUCAGAGCCCGCCGCCCACUGUUACUGCGGCCACCAGUUCGGCUCGUUCGCUGGGCAGCUGGGCGACGGUGCCGCCAUGUACCUGGGCGAGGUGCUGAACCCGCGCGGCGAGCGCUGGGAGGUCCAGCUGAAGGGCGCCGGGCUCACCCCUUUCUCCCGGCAAGCUGAUGGUCGUAAAGUUCUGCGAUCAAGCAUAAGAGAAUUCCUUUGCAGUGAAGCAAUGUUUCAUCUGGGAAUACCCACAACCCGGGCAGGAACAUGUGUAACAUCUGAUUCAGAAGUUGUUCGUGAUAUAUUUUAUAAUGGAAAUCCAAAGAAAGAGAAGUGCACAAUUGUCCUGAGAAUAGCACCAACAUUUAUCAGGUUUGGAUCAUUUGAAAUUUUUAAGUCGCCUGAUGAAUAUACUGGACGAAAAGGUCCCAGUGUUGACAGAAAUGACAUUCGAAUACAAAUGCUUGAUUAUGUGAUCAGCACUUUUUAUCCAGAGAUUCUGCAAGCACACCCUGACGAUAAUAUUCAAAGGAAUGCAGCUUUUUUUCAGAGAGGUAGGUCAAGUGCUAUUGUGACCCUGCGGACAGCAAGGAUGGUUGCAGGAUGGCAGUGUGUUGGGUUUUGUCAUGGUGUGCUCAAUACUGAUAAUAUGAGCAUUGUUGGUCUUACAAUUGACUAUGGACCUUUUGGAUUUAUGGACAGAUAUGAUCCUGAAUAUAUUUGCAAUGGGUCUGAUAACACUGGGCGUUAUGCUUAUAAUAAGCAAAACUGCAGAUCCUAAAAAAAAUGGAAUCUCGGGAAACUGGCUGAAGCUUUAGUUCCAGAAUUACCCUUGGAUAUCAGUAUGUCCAUUCUGGAAAAAGAAUACAGUUCAGAAUUUGAGGCAUAUUAUAUUAAGACAAUGAGAAAGAAGCUAGGAUUCAUUCAGCUCCAGUUGGAAGGUGAUAAUAAACUGAUAUCUGACUUCCUAGAAACUAUGCAUGUUACAGGGGCAGAUUUUACAAACACUUUCCGCUUGCUUAGUUCUUUCUCAGUAGACUCUGAUCCUUCAGCACUGGAAGACUUCUUAGAUAAGAUUUCAAAGCAGUGUGCCUCUAUAGAAGAACUGAAAGUUGCUUACAAGCCUCAAAUGGAUCCCAGACAACUUUCAAUGAUGCUGAUGUUAGCACAGUCUAACCCACAGCUCUUUGCCUUGAUUGGAACAAAAUCCAACAUAAACAAAGAAUUGGAACGCAUAGAGCAGUUCUCUAAACUACAGCAAUUAACAGCAGCUGAAUUGCUCAGCAGAAAUAAAGAACAUUGGAAAGAUUGGCUGCUGAAAUACAGAGUUCGACUAGAAAAAGAAUUAGAACACAUUAGUGAUGCUGGUGCUUGGAAUGCUGAACGUGUGAAGGUUAUGAGUUUGAACAAUCCAAAAUACAUCUUGAGAAAUUACAUUGCUCAAAAUGCUAUAGAGGCAGCAGAAAAUGGUGAUUUUUCAGAGGUACAAAAAGUCUUGAAGCUUUUGGAAAGACCAUACGAAGACGCAGAAUGUUGUGAGGAACCUGCAGAGGAAGAAGCUGUUGCUGCUACCUGCAGUUCUGUCACUAGCAGCAGACUUCCAUACAGUAGUAAACCGCCCCUUUGGGCUUCUGAGCUCUGUGUCACAUGAUCUUCGUAAAUGCCUCGUAGUGUUUUCCACAGAGAGGUCUUGAUCUUCCUAUGAGUGGAGAAUGCUACAAGGCACAAUAAAAGUGCUGUUAAGUCACAGACAGAUUGUUUGGAUGUCUUCGCAGUCUCACCUUAACCAUAUUCAUGUUAUGAAAUGUGACAAAUCGCUUGUUCCAUACACACUAUUAAGGCUUUGGGGGCAGACUAUGGUUCUGUCUCCUCUCCAUAGUAUCACAGUGCUAUUGUAUUUCAUCUGUUUUUUAUUUCAUUAGAUUUAAUAUACCACCUCUCUUUGAACAUCCAAGUGACAUCUGUGUUAGUGAAGACAAAAAUAGAAAUCCAAAUAUUGGAUAUAUUUUUGUCUGAAGGUGAACUAAUGGUACUUACUAACCAAGUUGAUAAUGCUUUUAUUAUGCAGGGAUAUUGGAUUCUCUCUUGAUGGAGAGGGUUUCAGCUUGUUGCUUAUUUUGGACUGUGUUUCAUUUAACUGAAUAGUUCAUUUAUUGUGAACACUUUUGAAUUUGUAUCAUGUUUUUAGAAACACUGUCACGGGGCUCUGAGGAAAACACAGCAAUAAUGUGCAUUGUGAAAGCGGAUGCAGGUGACCUAAGAAAAUUAGAUUUUCUCUGUCUCUCUCUUAUGCAUAGAGCCUUGAUCCUGCUAAAAUGUCAUCCAUAUGGAAGCAAGGGGUAUGCAUCUCUGUUUGGAUAAAGAGAUAGAUGUACAAACUGGUACUGUGCUUGUGGUUCAGGAUUGCAUCUAAGCUUCUGGAGCUGCAAGUGCAGUUUAUUUAAGCAAAUGAGAGAGUAGUGAAGACAGUCCCCUGGAAGAUGCUCACUACUAAUAGUGCCAGUUAUUUCUUGAGAACUAUCAAGCCUCUUUUUUCUUGUUCCAGUAGGUGAUCCAUACAGACACCAGACUGUAUUGUUAUGGAUGUAACUUUAAGCAAGACUGUUCCAGCAGGAUAAUUUUAACAGAAAUGCAUAUUAUUUGUUCUUCAUGCUCACAUACUACGUGCUUUCUUACUUGCAUCUUCAUAUACUUUAUUCCUGUGUAUCAACUUUUCUACCUCUAAAAAGUCUUCCAUGCGCCAAACUGUUCGCUAAUGCUGGCAGUUGCUGGAUCCUAUUUUAAUAACAUUUGAAUUUUAAAAACAUAGAUGGAAUGAAUUGUAUCUCAAAGAGAAAUUUAAGUGUCAGUGCCCAGGCUGAGUGGUUGAUGACUUUGGCUAUUAUCCUAAGUAGUUUCCUAUUAAAAUCAAUGGGACUUGGACGACGUAACCAAAUAAUUUCAUUAAUUUGGACAUCUUGAUACGGUGGUAAACCUCCAAUGUUGUAAGUUGUGUGUUAAUGAAAGUGAACAUUCAAGAACUGAGGAACUCAGCAUAUUGAAUGAGCAUGAGGAUGGUGACAUAGUAUACAAGAGAAAUAUUUGCAAAGAACCCAACUUUGGAUUUAUUCAUUUCUCACUUUAAUUAGCAAGUCUCUGUCAUGGCUUUCAAUGAUCUUGUGUACAUAGGUUUCUAAAAACAUGCCCAGGGCAAGUAAUGGGAAUGGAGUUUCUGCUCCUCGCAAUAUAACUUGAACUAACCUUUGUCUGGAUUUGCAAUAAAAAAAACGUUAUGUGCAAUUUUUAAGUAUGGCACUUUAGUAUUGAUGAUAUUGCUUUUCUCAUUCUGCAUUCAAGAGCAAUGUCUGGCAAUUGUUUUGUUGAAAACAAAUGAAUGUAACCACUUUCAUAUUAAUAGCUGUGCUUUUUGAGUAAAAGAAUCAAUAUUA
This is a messenger RNA of Sphaerodactylus townsendi, 3805 nucleotides long. RefSeq names its product selenoprotein O (gene SELENOO). Lineage: Eukaryota; Metazoa; Chordata; Lepidosauria; Squamata; Sphaerodactylidae. The record is from RefSeq and is a predicted model, not a curated record. The transcript has 9 exons.